UGCAGGGUGACUAGCCUUCUGACACCCACACACCUUGUUCUCUCCCAUCUCAUACCCGCAUUGUCCUAGAACAAGAGGCAAUGCCUCUGCCGAGACGUCGAUCCUCCUUCCUGAACCAACCUGCCGCCAAGGAGCGCCCAGGUAGUGCCAACACCAGGGUUGGCACCGCAGGCAUCACCAAUGCCCCCCGGGGAGUCUUUGUGGGGACGGCCCCCGCGGGCAUCGCCUCCAGCAUGGGCACGCGCGUGUCACGACGAGCCCUGGGCAUCAGCAGUGUGUUCCUGCAGGGGCUGAGGUGCACGGCCGUGCCUGUGAUGCCCCACGGGGUCGGGACCAGUGGCAGGCAGUACCCUGGGGGCGCCGAGAGCCUCAACAGCUGCCUGAUGGAGUACAGGGACAAGGUGCACGCCCUGGAGCAGCUCAACCAGCAGCUGGAGGAGCAGAUCAAGCACUGCCUGGAUCGUAAGGUGUCCAGCGCUGGAGCCUGGGGUCCCCUCAGACAAGACUGGGAGGAUGUUUACAGACAUGUUAGUGAGUCCAUCCUUGCCAAUGCCAGGCUAAUGCUGCAGACAGAGAAUGUGCAGGCCAACGCUGAGGACUUCAAGGACCGGUAUGAGAAUGAACAGCCGUUCAGGAAGGCAAUGGAGGAAGAGAUCAGCUCUCUGUACAAGGUGAUUGACGACGCCAACCUGACCAAGUCGGACCUGGAGAGCCAGAUGGACAGCAUGAGGGCUGAGCUUCGGGACUUGGCCUGUAACCACGAGGAGGACGUGAGGGUGCUCUACAAGCAGAUGGCAGGUGGCGAGAUGGACGAGCUGGACGCUCCCAUUGAGACCAAUCUGGACCAGAUACUGGCCUACAUUCGCUCCCACUGGGAAAGAGUCAUCGAGAAGAACCGUGCCGAGACCGACGCCUAUCUGGAAUGCAAGCAGGCGGAGAGUGUGGGCAGUAAACUGAGCCGUGAGGAGGAGGAGCUGGAGAGUCUGAAGACAGAGUGUAACGAUGCUGGCUGUAAGAUCCAGAGUCUGCAGGCCCAAACUGAGUCUAUCAGAGCACUGAAGCGAGGUCUGGAGAACUCCCUGAACGACGCCAGGCAUUGGCACGACAUCGAGCUGCAGAACCUGGGAUCCGUCAUCGGCAAGCUGGAGUCGGAGCUGGGUGACGUCCACGGCGACGUCGAACAACAGCGUCACGACUAUGAGACGUUGCUGGGAAACAAAAUGCGUCUGGAGCUGGAAAUCGGCACCUACCACGGCAUCUUGGACGGGGAGGAGAGCCGCUACCACCCCUCCAUGUGCGCAGGUGCAUCAGAGCCGAGGGGAAACAAACUCCCCUUCCUCCCCAUUCAGAGCCCUAUGGCAGCCCAGCCCUCCAAGGCUCCAACACAUCUAGUCCCUAGUGGAAGGACAUUUGGGGAAUAAAUCUCUCACACCGUUGUUCUCCAAGAUAUCUGUGCAAAGUUUCCUUUUGAAACCAUGUUUUUACUACAGAGUUGAAUAAAAUCGAAACCUCUG
Messenger RNA from Oncorhynchus masou masou (cherry salmon), 1514 nucleotides. Its product is annotated as phakinin-like. Lineage: Eukaryota; Metazoa; Chordata; Actinopteri; Salmoniformes; Salmonidae. Gene Ontology annotation, biological process: intermediate filament organization. The transcript is spliced from 8 exons. Bases 81 to 1421 code for a protein of 446 amino acids. Gene Ontology annotation, cellular component: cytoskeleton; intermediate filament. The record is from RefSeq and is a predicted model, not a curated record. Gene Ontology annotation, molecular function: structural molecule activity.